UGCUGGGCAUCGCUACUUAAGCCGGCCACGUUUAGGCUUCGAUUUCAUUUUCUGCAUACUGAAUUUCCAGUUCGUCAUCGCAUUCUGAAGCCAGUAUUAGCUCUUAUUAUUUCAAUUGAAUUUUUUUUUAAUUUGAAAAAAAAGCGAACUGGGUUUCCCAGUGGUGUCACUCUUCUUCUUCUUGCUUUUGACGGCUAUUUAAAUAAUGUAUGUUGUAUUGUUAAUUAAUGGCAAUAUCGAAUUAAACCCCUUGAAACGAACAUAUUUAUUAUGCAGGCACAUCCAAUCUAUUUUUAACUCUUACGCAGUCUGUGCACGUUGUGUAAUGGGCUUUGGUUGCUGAGUUUUUCUUUUCAGCAAGGGGUAGUGUUAGGCUGAUUUUCAGCAAAUGUGACAAGUGGCCUUUGCAGUGGUCAGUUUCAAGCUUUGAACCCUUCCUUGGAAAAAAAGGGGGGACAGGAAGCCCUUGCCGCUGCAGCUUGUUUAAAAAACACCUUGGAUGAGGACAUCUUUUCUUGCCCUCCUAUUUCCUCCUGCUCUUGCCAUUGAUAAAUUCAGCUAUUCUGAUACAGUCUAUUCAAGCAAGCAGCUUUUGAGUACAGCCUCCAUGUAUUUAUUUACUUUUAGAAGACCAAGAUUUCAGUGACUUUCCGUCGUUUUGUAUAAAAAUGGCUGGGUGCAUUGUCAUUCUAAGGCUUCAUUAAGACAUAUAUACAGAUGACCGUCAUGUCUCACUUAAAGGAUCUCAAAGAUGACUUCCACAGUGACACUGUCCUCUCCUUCUUAAAUGAACAGCGUAUUCGGGGUGUUUUGUGUGAUGUCACUAUAAUUGUAGAAGACACCAAAUUCAAAGCCCAUAGCAAUGUCCUGGCUGCUUCAAGCCUUUAUUUCAAAAAUAUAUUUUGGAGUCGUACAAUCUGUAUUUCUGGACAUGUAUUAGAAUUAGAUGAUCUCAAGGCUGAAGUGUUCACAGAAAUUCUUAACUACAUCUACAGUUCCACUGUGGUCAUUAAACGGCAAGAGGCUGUUUUAGACCUUGCAGCUGCAGGAAAAAAACUAGGAAUAUCAUUUCUGGAAGGCCUUACAGAAAAGAAUUUCUCAAAUUCGCCUUGUCUAUACUCAUUUUGCAGUACAGAGAAGGGUGAAGUGAAAGAAGAGAAAAGGCAAGAAGAGUCUGCCAUCACAAAUGGACCAAGAAUCACAAAUGCGUAUUCAAUUUUUGAGUCUGAGAAUAGUAAUAAUUUGUUUUCUCCUCUUGACCUGCGAGCAAGUUUUAAAAAAAUUCCUGAGACAACUAAAGCAUCCCAAGUUGAUCAAGAGACAAACAAUGCUUGCAAAGACUUAGAGCCAGCUAGUACAUUAGCUGAACAUUCCUAUGCUGUUACUGCAAGUUGUGAUGCUUUUCAGCGAAAUUCAUUUUAUCACCACGAGAGCAGUCCCCUAUGUAAAAUAACUGAGAAUGGUUCUGAAGCAGUUCAGCCAGUACCUCCAGCUGAAUCAACAGCUCGAGUGUUUAGUACAUCAAAGACUGCUUUUAAUUCCCAGGCCACUGAUGUGGGUGCAAUACAGGUACCAACCCACAAAGGAGCCAACACAGAGGCUCCCCAUAAAGCAGUAACUGAUCAGACAGUUCCUUUUCAAAAAACCCAUACAAAUUCUGGCAACUUUCUCUCUUCCAAAGAAGGUGAAAAUAAAUCUGAUCCUGUUUCAGGGUCAAUAGUUACUUCCAUUCCACAUAUUUAUAAUGGUAACUGUUGUACUGAGUCAUUUAAUGAUGGAGCACAGUUCAGCACUCAUUCUCAGCUUCACUCACAGCCUCAAGAACCUUUAAUCUGCAAAUACUGUAGUAAACAGUUUGAAGGUACUACUGGACUAGAAGUGCAUGAAGAAGUGUGCAGGGGAUUGAGUGAUGUAUGCGUUCAAAGUGAAAACGAGCAUUAUUUGGACAAUUUUGCUGCUUCUAGUUCAAAGACUGAUGUCUCAUAUAGAAACUCAGAGCCUGAAAUGACUGAAAAUAGUCUCACUGAUCUUUCUGUCCCAAAUUGCACAUUGCCAGAAACAGACCACUUUGUUAAUAUGGUUGAUGGACAGAUACUUUAUACUUGCAAUGUUUGCAAACGUACCUAUGUUACCUUGUCCAGCCUCCGAAGGCAUUCAAACGUUCAUUCAUGGAGAAGAACCUAUCCAUGCCAUUACUGCAAUAAGGUAUUUGCAUUAGCAGAAUAUCGUACCAGGCAUGAAAUCUGGCACACAGGAGAAAGACGGUAUCAGUGUAUCUUCUGCCUUGAGACCUUUAUGACAUAUUAUAUACUCAAAAACCACCAGAAAUCUUUCCAUGCAAUUGACCAUCGACUGGGAGUAAAUAAGAAAACUGCUAAUGGAGGCUUAAAACCAAGUGUGUAUCCUUACAAACUUUAUAGGCUUUUGCCUAUGAAAUGCAGAAGGUCGCCAUAUAAAAGCUAUGAGAACUCAUCGUACGGAAGCAUCCAAAUUGACAAAGCUACUUCUAGUACUUGUAUAAUUCAGAAUGCCAUCACAUCUGAACUACCGUCGCUGAAUUUUUCAAACAAUAUGCUGUCAAACACAUCUGUUUCCUUGGAUGCAUCUCCAUGUAAUGAUGCAACUGCAGCAGCAGCUGUGAACUCUUCAAACAUUUCUUCUUCCCAUGAAGCUAGUGCAUCAGAAUCAGACCUUAAAAAUGAUACUUAUUGUGCUGAAAGGCCAUCGGUCCCCACUGAACUUAGCUCUGGUCUUCAGGAAUACGCAUCGUCUAUUAUAACAUUUAGUAGUAGUAAUGCCACUGAAAAUUCAGCCUCUGUUAUUAACUACAGUAAUUCAACAUCUUCUGUGAUAAUGCACAGUGGUAGAGUUUCAUCUGUAAUAAUGCACAGCAAUGCUAUCAGUGCAAUAGGAAACAGUAAUAUGGGAACUUCAGAUAUUACAGUCAGAACAGAUGGUGAUGAAGAUAUGCAAGGGACAGAGGACAACAAAAGAACAAGAAGCAAUAGGGAAAAGAAGAAAGUGUUAGAAUACAACAGAGAAGAGACAUCAGAUCAGUUAACAAAAAUGGCGAGUUCAGGAAUGUCCUCUAACACAACCACAGAUAUUUUUGAACCUUCAAGUAAGACUGAAACCUACAUUGCAAAACCUGCUUUACCAGGAACAUCUGCUGAUAGCAAUGUUGCCCCUCUUUGUCAAAUAACCGUCAAAAUUGGGGAUGAAGCCAUUGUGAAAAGACAUAUUUUGGGAUCCAAAUUGUUUUACAAAAAAGGCAGAAGAUCUAGACAUGAGUCCAAAGAAGAGCAUACAGUUCAGAUUACAGAACGAGAAAAAAGAGAGAGAACUGUGUCUCGUGUCUGUAGGUCAGACUACAUUGAGCUCAGUGAAAUGUGUGAUGAUGUAAGUGACCAAGACUCCAAUGAUAAGCCCUGGAGACCAUAUUACAAUUACAAACCCAAAAAGAAGUCUAAACAUUUAAGAAAAAGGAGAAAGGCAAAGUGGAGGGAAAAGUGCAGAAGUAAUUAUUCCUACAGAAGAAAUGAAAAGACAGGAGUCACAAAUUAUGCACUUAGAAACAUUCCUGAAGAAAAAAUCCUUAGUCAAGAAGAUGAGAAAAUGCCGAGUCUUCACUGUGAACUCUGUGAAAGGCAGCACUCUUCUACGGAAGAAGCUGUGGAGCAUUUGCACAAGGACACCAUUCCUUCCGAGGGUUAUAUUUGUGAGAUGUGUCAAAAACAGUUCCAGAGUCCAUCAACUCUAAGGAUGCAUAUGCGGAGUCAUAUGGGAGAGAAAACUUACCCUUGCAAAACUUGUGGAAAGAGUUUUUCUGUACCUGGAAACCUACAGAAGCAUGAGCGUACCCACUUGGGUGUCAAGGAUUUUGUCUGUCAGUAUUGCAACAAGGGAUUCACUCUGAAUGAAACGCUCAAAAUACAUGAGAGAAUUCAUACAGGAGAAAAGCGCUACCACUGUCAGUUCUGCUCUCAGAGUUUCUUGUAUCUUUCUACUAAAAGGAAUCAUGAGCAAAGACAUAAACGUGAGAAUAGUGGGAAAGGAUAUGCAUGUUUUCAGUGCCCCAAAGUCUGCAAGACAGCAGCUGCUCUUGGAAUGCACCAGAAGAAACACCUCUUCAAAAAUCCCAAGCAAGAGGAUAAAAAAGAUGAUUUAUUUCCUGAAAGCACUAAAUCUUUUGUAAAUCAACAUUUAAUUGAUUCAGAUGGACAUCAAACAACUAAACCUUUAAUUUCUCAACGUGUGAUUGAUUCAGCUGAACUUGAAGGAAGUAAUGUUCAGAAUACCACAUCAAAUGUGGGACUUUAAGAAAGAAUAUCUCAGAGAAAUGAGAGGAAGAAAGACCAGAAAUACAACAAAUUAAUGCAAAAUACAUGAAAAUUCUAAAGAGCCACCUUGGACCCCUGCAAUUAAGUAUGUAUAUACUAUAGUCUUACUUUUAGUGAGAUCUCAAAUAAUGACAUUUUCAAGAAUGACAUGUAUGCUAAUGAUUCUAGACCAAAGCAAAUAAUAUGUAAUAUUUAUACAUAGCUAUAAUUUUACAAGUAUUUUAUAUAAUUGUGUAAUUCAUAUAAAAAAACCUUGUGUUAUGUUUGAGGGCUUUGUAUAUUUUGAUAAAUUACAAUAUCUUUGUAAUUCUGUAUGUUCUCUACAGUUAAUAGAAAAGCAAGUUUAAAAUGGCAGCAUCAUGUUUAUAGUUAAACACUGGGAUUUACUAUGUCUGUGUAAUGCAUAAAAUAUUACUGGUCAAAUUAGCAUUAAAACAAGUCUAAACGAUGGUACAUAUUGUUAACGACAGUAGAUUACUACAUAAUGGCAUCUGUAUUUUUGUUUUAAAAGUAUGACUUAUCUGGUGUUCAAAACUGUGAAAACGAUCUUUCUUUUCUUUUCUUUUUUUGUAUUUCUUUCAUUAAAAUAACCAGUCUGU
Sphaerodactylus townsendi is the source of this 4939-nucleotide messenger RNA. It is a transcript of the gene ZBTB38, whose product is annotated as zinc finger and BTB domain containing 38. The transcript has 3 exons. NCBI's taxonomy places the organism in Eukaryota, Metazoa, Chordata, Lepidosauria, Squamata, Sphaerodactylidae. The coding region runs from base 718 to 4320 and encodes 1200 amino acids. Gene Ontology annotation, cellular component: nucleus. The record is from RefSeq and is a predicted model, not a curated record. Gene Ontology annotation, biological process: regulation of transcription by RNA polymerase II. Gene Ontology annotation, molecular function: protein binding; DNA-binding transcription factor activity, RNA polymerase II-specific; RNA polymerase II cis-regulatory region sequence-specific DNA binding.